Messenger RNA from Impatiens glandulifera, 1889 nucleotides. RefSeq lists its product as uncharacterized. The coding region runs from base 189 to 1628 and encodes 479 amino acids. The record is from RefSeq and is a predicted model, not a curated record. Lineage: Eukaryota; Viridiplantae; Streptophyta; Magnoliopsida; Ericales; Balsaminaceae. The transcript is spliced from 7 exons.
AGGGCAGUGCUCCCGCCGCUCGCACCAUCAUCAAGGUUUAAUAAUCCCGAUUUGAUAAACCCUAAUCAACUGGCGGACGAUCGAGUUUUGAAACGAGCAAUUCUGAUCCAGGCUUUCUUCGUAUUGUUUUUUCUCAAAGACUAUUUUUCUUCCAUCUUGACGAUCCUCCGCAUUCUCCUCUCAAAGGUAUGGAAUUGGUAAUCGCAACAGUUACCGGUUACCACGGUGUAGAACGGUGCAAGCUUAUCAAACUGAUAUCUCAUUCUGGCGCUAGCUAUGUAGGUAAAAUGAGCCGGUCUAUCACGCACUUGGUGUGUUGGAAAUUCGAAGGGAAGAAGUACGAGCUUGCUAAGACAUUCGGAAUUGCCAUAGUCAAUCAUCGUUGGAUCGAGGAAUGCAUUAGACAAGGGAGACGAGUUCCUGAGAGGGGCUAUGUUUUAAAGAGUGGGCAAGAUGUGGGUCUGUUGACUUUGGAAGCACCACCUGUUGCUGUUAAGACAAGGCCAUCUCAUAAAAAAUCAGCCUUUAGUACAAAUUUUACAGAGAGAGCGAUUUCUAUUGGGACUGACAUGCUAUUAUCUAACGAGAAUGUAGUUCCUGAUCAACAAAUGAACAAACAUAAUUCAAAUAGAUCAAAGAAUGAAGCAAUUAAGAAAGUUUCUUGUCUGGAACCUGGUUCUAGCAGCAGAAAUUGCAACAAGCUACCUCAAAAAUAUAUUGUCAGGGGGGAGAAUAAAGAACAAAGUUCCUCUGUCCAUGCACUUCGAAAAAAAAAGACAAGGAAUGACCGCACAUCACCUGCACGUUCUCAUAAAAAGCGUAGACUGGUUAAAAAACAUGAUGUAGAAUAUAUAUCUUCAGAUUCUGAGGAAGACAUCUAUGUUAUGAAUCAUUGGGUUGGUCAUGGUACAAGUGAUCCUACUAAUUCAGAUGAUGUGAGAGUUGAGAAUGUGUCAAGAAGGAAUGGAGAUUGUGAGAAACCAUCUGAUUGUGUGGCAAAUAGAGGAGAAGGUUUAGAUCAAAUUAAAGAGGAUGAAUGUGUCAAUCUGACUCUACACGAUGCAGAUGUUCUGAAGGUUGAAGAAAGGACCAAACAAAGUAUGUGUGCAGAAGUUAACAAUAGAUUGUCUGAAACUCAGCACAAUUCCAGAUCGUCAACAAAAGAUUUGUCCUGUAUCAUAUGUUGGACUGAGUCAUGCUCAUCUAGGGGAGUUUUGCCAUGUGGACAUCGUUUCUGUUUUUCAUGCAUCCAGCAAUGGUCUGAUAUGUCGGUUUCAAAGAGAAAGAUAUCAACAUGCCCUCUUUGUAAGGCCAGCUUUUCCAGCAUUACUAAGUUAGAUGGCGCUGCCUCUUAUGAUCAGAAAAUGUAUUCACAAACCAUUCCUUAUGUAUCUUCAUCAACAAAUAUUACUGUUCUUCCAGUUGCUGAUAUGCUCGACCCUAGAUCCCUGCCCCCUCCGGUGACAGUAUGUUCUGAAUGUUGCUGUCGAGAGCCUGAAGAUAUGCUUGUCAAAUGUCACAUUUGCAAUAUCAGAAGCAUCCAUUGCUACUGCUUGGACCCUCCUCUGUUCCCAUGGACAUGCCCUCAUUGCAAAGAACUCCAACUGGUCUAUUAUCAAAUGCGUUAGUGCGUUUCAAUUAAGAGUAUGUGUUUGUAUCUGAGGCACUAAACUUUUGUUUUGGCUAACAUUAAUAAUAUUGGCCACAUAAAUUCAUGUUUAUCAUUAUGUUCAACUGAGCUAAAACACCAUAUAACUCUAGAGGCGUUUUGUCCUGUCAUGAAUAAGUCCCAUGUUGCAUGUUUGGAGUUUAGGCCAAGACCUCUUUUGUGUAUUAUUGGAUUCUAUACUACUUUUGUUACAAUUAAUAAUAUAUAUUUUCCCCUAUUA